Molecule: messenger RNA, 3848 nt
Organism: Oryctolagus cuniculus (rabbit)
Lineage: Eukaryota; Metazoa; Chordata; Mammalia; Lagomorpha; Leporidae
Source: RefSeq, a predicted model, not a curated record
GCUAACCUGGCCGUGUGGCUGUCCAUGAUCGGCCUGGCCCAGUACUACAAGGUGCUGGUGGACAACGGCUACGAGAGCAUCGACUUCAUCACGGACAUCACCUGGGAAGACCUGCAGGAGAUCGGCAUCACCAAGCUGGGACACCAGAAGAAGCUGAUGCUGGCCGUGAGGAGACUCGCAGAGCUGCAGAAGGCCGAAUCGGCCAAGUACGAAGGGGGGCCCUUGCGCCGGAAGGCGCCGCCAUCGCUCGAAGCCGUGGCCAUUGAGUCGCCGCCGCCCGAGCCCGCCCCGGCGGACUGCCGCUCCCCCAAGAUGAGCACUUUCCAGGACAGCGAGCUCAGCGGGGAGCUGCAGGCGGCCAUGACGGGCCCGGCCGAGGCAGGGGCCACUGCCUCCGAGAAGCCUUCCAACCACCUGCCGCCCACCCCCAGGGCUGCCGCGCGGCCGGAGCCUGGCCUGGGUGGACGGGCCCGGCACAUGAGCAGCUCUCAGGAGCUGCUGGGCGACGGGCCCCCGGGGCCUGGCAGCCCCAUGUCACGCAGCCAGGAGUACCUGCUGGACGAGGGCUCGGCCCCCAGCACCCCGCCCAAGGAAGCCCGGCCGGGACGCCAUGGCCACAGCGUCAAGAGGGCCAGCGUGCCCCCGGUGCCGGGCAAGCCACGGCAGGCGCUCCCGCCGGGCACCAGCCCCUUCACGCCCCCUCAGACACCUACCAAAGCCCGGCCGGGCUCCCCCCAGGCCCUCGGGGGGCCUCACGGUCCAGCCCCAGCCACAGCCAAGGUGAAGCCCACCCCACAGCUGCUGCCACCCACGGAGCGCCCCAUGUCACCCCGCUCGCUGCCCCAGUCACCCACACACCGUGGCUUUGCCUACGUGCUGCCCCAGCCUGUGGACGGCGAGGCAGGGCCGGCCGCUCCUGGGCCCACACCCCCACCCGUGCUGGCAGCGGUCCCCACGCUGUGCCUGCCCCCCGAGGCCGACGCAGAGCCGGAGCGCCCCAAGAAGCGUGCCCACAGUCUGAAUCGCUACGCGGCCUCCGACAGCGAGCCGGAGCGGGAUGAGCUGCUGGUGCCAGCCGCAGCGGGGCCCUACGCCACGGUGCAGCGGCGCGUGGGCCGCAGCCACUCAGUGAGGGCGCCUGCCGGCACCGACAAGAACGUCAACCGCAGCCAGUCUUUCGCCGUGCGGCCCCGCAAGAAGGGGCCCCCACCCCCACCUCCCAAGCGCUCCAGCUCAGCCAUGGCCAGCGCCAACCUGGCGGACGAGCAGGCGCCAGAGGCCGAGACUGAGGACGGUGGGCUGGGGGUCCGGGCGCAGCGCCGGCGGGCCAGCGACUUGGCUGGCAGUGUGGACACGGGCAGUGCAGGCAGCGUGAAGAGCAUCGCAGCCAUGCUUGAGCUGUCGUCCAUCGGGGGUGGGGGCCGGGCUGCCCGCAGGCCUCCCGAGGGCCACCCCACACCCCGCCCUGCCAGUCCGGAGCCGGGCCGGGUGGCUACGGUGUUGGCCUCGGUGAAGCACAAAGAGGCCAUCGGGCCUGACGGUGAGGUGGUGAACCGGCGCCGCACACUCAGCGGGCCUGUCACCGGGCUCCUGGCCGCCGCCCGCCGGGGGCCGGGGGAGCCCACCGACCAAGGCCACCCUGUGGAGGAUGCAGCUGCCCGGCAGCGGGCUCACGGCCCGGCCAAGGCUGAGGCCAGUGCCGAGGGCCCCCCUCUGACCAGAGUGGAGGCCAGCGCCACGCUCAAGAGGCGCAUCCGGGCCAAGCAGAGCCAGUUCAUUCUGACGGAGUCCGACACGGUCAAGCGCCGGCCCAAGGUCAAGGAGCGGGAGGCCGGGCCUGAGCCGCCCCCACCGCCGCUGUCCGUGUACCAGGACGGCAUGGGCACCGUGCGGCGCCGCCCGGCCUCGGAGCAAGCUGGGGCCCCGGAGCUGCCCCCGCCGCCCCCGCCCGCCGAGCCACCGCCCGCAGACCUGGUGCACCUGCCCCCUCUGCCCCCUCCCGACAGCGAUGCCCGGAAGCUGGCCAAGCCACCCGUGUCUCCCAAGCCCGUCCUGGCCCAGCCUGUGCCCAAGAUCCAGGGCUCACCCACACCGUCCUCUAAGAAGGUGCCGCUCCCAGGCCCUGGCAGCCCAGAGGUGAAGCGCGCCCACGGCACGCCGCCGCCGGUGUCGCCGAAGCCGCCGCCGCCGCCCACGGCGCCCAAGCCGGCCAAGGCCGCGCCAGGGCUGCCGUCGGGCAGCGCCAGUCCGUCGCCCGCGCCCUCGCCGGCGCGCCAGCCGCCGGGCGCCCUCGCCAAGCCGCCCAGCACGCCGCCCUCGCUGAGCGCCGGCCCCGCCAGGCCCCCGUCGCCCGGCGCGCCCGCGCUGCACGUGCCCGCCAAGCCCCCGCGCGCCGCCGCCGCCGCCGCCGCGAUGCCCGCCGCGCCGGACGGCGCCGCCCCGGGGGAGAGCGCCCGGCAGAAGCUGGAGGAGACGAGCGCGUGCCUGGCCGCCGCGCUGCAGGCGGUGGAGGAGAAGAUCCGGCAGGAGGACGGGCAGGGCCCGCGCCCCUCGGCCGCCGCGGAGAAGAGCACCGGCAGCAUCCUGGACGACAUUGGGAGCAUGUUCGACGACCUGGCCGACCAGCUGGACGCCAUGCUGGAGUGACCCGGCCGUCCACGUCGGGCCGCCCGCCCGCGCCGCCCGGCCCGGCCCCGCACACUGACCUUUACCUCAGGACGGGCUCCCCCGGGCCGGGCGGCCGGGCUGCUCAGCCCGCGCACAAGCACAACGCCGGCCCGGCCCGGGGGCGUCAGCAGGGGGCCCGCCCGCCGGGGGCUCCAAGGGCUCUGGGGGACCCUGCUGCCCCUGGGUGCCCGUCCGCUUGCUGCUCCCUGUGCAAUAAGUGCGGGACGCCGGCCCCUCCCCACUGAGGCAGAGCACAGGCCUGGGCCCAGCACAGAGCUGCCCGCUGGGGACCCUCUGCCCGCCGCCGGGCGCAGCACACGGCCCAGAGGACUGCACCCAGAAUAUAAGCUAUCGAGAGUAUUAAUUUAUUGGGAAUGAGCUGAAGCAGACUUCCCCAGAGAAACAAAAAGGUAUAACUUUAACAAAUAUAUAUUUAAAGAAAGAAAUAUUAUUGAUUCUAUAGAAAACCAUUUACCAACUGAAAGGACACUGAUCUCACUGGAGACGCAAAGCUGUUCCCGGCCCAGGCCCGUCUGUCCACUGUCCCCCUCCCCCGCCAGGAUGACCAGGCCCCUAGCACCUGCACACACCGGGGCUUGCGGCGGGCCCGGGGGUGGGUGCUCGCCCAGGGCUCCCCCUGCCCCUCUUGUGACUUCUCCGCGUCCCCAGAACUCGAAGGAUGUGCCUUGCUCACUGAUGGGCUUGUCCUCGCCACGCCACGCCACGCCACGCGGACCGCGGGAGGGGCUCGUUCCUGGGUGCUGGCGUGGCAGCAGUGGGCAGUCGCGUCAGGGUGUGCCGGCUCCCCGGGGGCCCUGUGCAGGCAGCCCACCCGUCCCACGGAUGCUUCUGCUCCACGUCCAAGGCUGUGUGUGUGGUCCUUCUCGCCCUCUCCCCUUCCCUCCCUCCCACAGUACUGACUGGUCUCCUCUGUCGUUUGCUGAUCCACAAGUGUUGGGCACAACUUUGACAUUUCGUAAAAAAAUUUUAAAAAAUGCCAGAAACUAGCAGUUGUGUGGGGCUGAUGGAGGAGCCUGGCGGAGGUGGAGCCGGGUGCUGGGGGCCCUUCCCGACUGCCCGAUGUCCACCUGGCCUCUCCUUGGGGGGUGGCCCAGGCUGGGCCUCCAGCAAGCGGGGAGGGAGAUCUGGGCUGUCGGCUGUCAAUAAACAGCAGAAAUGCA